Penicillium riverlandense is the source of this 1539-nucleotide messenger RNA. RefSeq lists its product as uncharacterized. The transcript is spliced from 2 exons. Lineage: Eukaryota; Fungi; Ascomycota; Eurotiomycetes; Eurotiales; Aspergillaceae. The record is from RefSeq and is a predicted model, not a curated record. The coding region runs from base 1 to 1539 and encodes 512 amino acids.
AUGGUAUCUUGGGUGUUCGCCAACAUCGUUCUCCUUGCAACCUCGGUCUUGGGCCUGGUGGAGGCAGAUUCGCGUCGAGCCUGUUCCAAAGCCAGGUUCCACAUUGAGAACGCAACUUCAGUCGCGGCCUCGCAUCACACCAAGGGCGAAGUCCUUGCCCUACCGAAUACGGUCGACUCAUGCGGCGGUCCAACUUACAAAGUCAACAUCACCAACGAUAUUUGUCGGGUCAUGGUCAAUGUAUCCACUAGUGCUACGAGCACCGUCCGUCUGGAUGCGUGGCUGCCAUAUGAGUGGAAUGGGCGUUUUCUUGCCACUGGAACUGGUGGAGAAGGAGGCUGUAUAGAUUAUCUGACUAUGGGCAAUGGUGCACAGCUUGGUUUUGCUGCCUUGGGAACCAAUGCCGGUCAUGAUGGCCAAACCGGCUUCGACUUCUUCCUGAACCACCCGGAGGUCAUAAAUGACUUUGGCUAUCGGAGCAUCCACGUCGAGGCCAUGGUCGGCAAGCAGAUUGUGGAGCAAUACUAUGGCAGGAAGGCCCAGAAGAACUAUUAUCAGGGCUGUAGCACCGGUGGUCGACAGGGUUUCCAGAACGCUCACUUGUAUCCCGAAGACUUUGACGGUGUUCUGAACGGCUCUCCCGGUAUUGACUGGUUACAUAUUGUUUCGUCAAAAGGAAUCAUGGCGAGACGGAUUGGCUGGCCUUACAUCAACUCAUCCAGUUAUGUGAGGCCCGAGCAGUGGCCGGCCAUUGUCGAGCAACAGAUCAAGAUACUUGACCCGCUGGACGGCGUCACAGACGGCAUAAUAGACGACCCCACUCGCUUCAGAUUCGAUCCCGAGAUUCUUGCCUGUGGAACGGGCAUAUUGAAUGAGUCCAUGUGUCUGAACCCAGAUCAGGUUAACUCUGUGAGAGCUGCAUACCUUCCCAUCGCGGACACGGCAGGCCAAAUUGUGUAUCCUCCCUUCGAGCUCGGCUCAAACACCGACGUUUUCUCAGACAACCAAGUGGACGGUAAACCUCAGUUGAGCUACACGAUUCUUGAGGAUUUCUGGAGGGGCGCAGUCUACAACGACAGCACCUGGAAUGCUCUAGAUUUCAACGAGACGGACAUGGACUUCGCCAUGAAGAUUAAUCCCGGGCGUGUCAACGCCGGAGAGACAAAUCUUACUGCAUUCCAUAAGCGCGGUGGCAAGAUCAUUGCCUACCACGGCCGCAAUGAUGAGACGGUAACUUCGAUGCUGUCUAUGGAGUACUACACUGGGGCCCAGCAGUCUGGCGAGUUCACACGAAAUGAGAUGAACUCCUUCUAUCGCCUGUUCUUCAUUCCUGGGAUGCACCACUGUUCGACUGGUCCUGGGGCUUGGAACAUUGGCCAGUCGGCGCCUCUGGACCAGAGUAAACUCAAUCCAGAGCACAACGUACUGCUGGCACUAGUCGAUUGGGUCGAGAAGGGCAAGGCCCCCGACACGUUCGUCGGCACUAAGUAUAAAGAUGAUGACAUUGCAGGUCCAAUACAGUCACAGAGAAGUAUGUGA